Molecule: messenger RNA, 1903 nt
Organism: Alosa alosa (allis shad)
Lineage: Eukaryota; Metazoa; Chordata; Actinopteri; Clupeiformes; Clupeidae
Product: complement receptor type 1-like
Exons: 12
Coding region: 147-1196 (349 amino acids)
Source: RefSeq, a predicted model, not a curated record
AGAGCGUCAUCCCUGCAGGGGCGUGGCAUGGUUGGACGGACAAUGACACGCGGUUAGAUGAUUUACUUCAGUCUCUGCUUCAGUCUUGAAGCUGCCUCGUCUCCAUAUCCCUUGUGUACAUUUUUUGACGACUUGGAAGGGGAAGCAUGUGGAGAAGUGAGGACAAAAGUGCAAUGUUGCUCAUUAAAAUCUGGAGAUGUGUGGGGAUUGUAUGCCUUUUGUCCCUGCAAAUACAAGGACAAUGUACAAAGCCAGUCCCCAGUGAAAAUGCUGUUUUACAUGAGGAUCACAGCUCGCUAAUCAGUUUUCCAGAAAAUUCUUCUGUAAGAUUCAGUUGUUUUCCUGGGUACCAGCCAGCAUCAGGGUCGCGAUCGGUGGUGUGUCAGGGCGGCCAGUGGAACCCAAACCCAAAGGAUUUCACCUGUAAAAAAAAGACCUGUGGAAACCCAGGGGAAGUGAAAAAUGGUGUAUAUAACAUGCCUGAGGGAGUUGACUUUGGUGCAGUUGUCACAGCCAUCUGCAAUGUGGGGCACUACUUGGUGGGAGAAGGCCAGAGAACAUGCUUGGCAGAUGCGACAUGGAGUGGACGUGAGGCUGUUUGUGAAGUGGUGAAAUGCGAUUCUCCUCCAAAGAUUGACCAUGGUCAACUUGAGUCCACCUCAGAUGAGUAUAAGUUUGGAGAUGUGGUGCACUACGUCUGCGAUAAGGGGUACGACCAAUUUGGAAAUCCUGAAACACACUGCUCUCAGAAUGGAACAUGGACUGCAGCUCCCAGAUGCAAAUUGGUGGAUUGCCCGAAGCCAAACAUAUCAAAUGCCAGACGUAUUUUUGGAACUAGCGGUCCCUAUGGCAAAGGGGCUACCCUUGAGUACGAGUGCCAUAAACUGUUCAAGAUGGUUGGUGAAGCCAGAAUAGUCUGUGGGGAGAAUGGUUGGUCUCCAGCAAUUCCAAGAUGUGAAGCACUUCCUACCACCACUACCCCACGAAUGACAGUGAAGGAAACCACCACACCUAAAGAGAGCCAAUCCUCUCCUGCUAAAACUACCCCAAGAACUUCAGCAAAUGCAUCCACCAAACCUGAAGGUGGGAAAAACGGAGCAGGGUCAACUCAUCAUGUCCAUAACUCUCUGUGGAUUGUGUUGGCAGUAGUGGUGGGAGUUGCUGUUCAAAAUGGUUUAUUCUCUCUGAUCCAGUAAGCCUGUUCCUACUAUGGAGUUGAGAGGAAAGAGAUGAUUGGUGUGUUUCCUGGCUCUGUGUGAGAAUGGACUCCAGGACCGCCCUUGCUUCAAGUAUUGCCAGCUUUGAGCUUCUGAGAGAUGGCUCUGUCUGAACUCUGCUUGAUUCUUAGAUAAAUUACCUUUAAAUACUGAAUUGCACUGAGGUCCUGUCUAUCAGAUACUGUGCCUUUGGGUGGGGGUGGUGGUAUGUGUAAAAUGUUAAAUGUAAGAAUGUGAAAUGCCUUUGUUGAAAUUUUAUAUGGAUUGUCUUUAACAUACAAUUUAAGUAAAAUGUUUUAAGUUAAACGUUUAGUUUUAAUUGUUUAAAUUAUUGGUGAAAUAAUUAUAAUUUAUUGAAAAGGGGUGUAAGAAUGAAAUGCUUUUGUUGAAAUUUAUAUGGAUUGUCUUUAAAUGUUUAACUUAAUUUACUUAAAUUGUUCAUUUUAAUUGUUAAAUUCUUGAUUAAAUGAUUAUUUAUUGGAAAGGGCAGGGCUCAAACACAGUUAUCACAUUUUAGAUUUUCAUUUUACACUUACAUUAAGUUUGGGUUUCUGAGUUGGAAAAAUUUUGUUUUUUAAAAUAGAUAAAUAAUUUACAGUAUAUAGUGCCAUAUGAAGGAACAGUAUUGUUGUGCUCACCUGACCACUUGUAAAAUGACUAAUAAAAGCACUGCUUUCAAAAAACAA